Molecule: messenger RNA, 1291 nt
Organism: Camelina sativa (false flax)
Lineage: Eukaryota; Viridiplantae; Streptophyta; Magnoliopsida; Brassicales; Brassicaceae
Product: E3 ubiquitin-protein ligase RING1
Biological process (GO): protein ubiquitination
Molecular function (GO): transferase activity
Source: RefSeq, a predicted model, not a curated record
CUUGUAGAUUGUGAUGUGUCUGUCCCCUUCUCUGGAAUUUUUAAUACAUGAUGACCCACUUAUAUUUCUUUACGAUGAAGUUUUGGUUCAUGACUCUGUCUUAGAUUCUAACCCGUAUUGUGGGUUGUAGCGUUCUAUAUCUUCACGUUUUCGUCAGAAGAAAAAUCUUCGAAUUGUGUCCGAGACACAUAUUCCCCUGUUCUUGUUCUGUUUUCUACUACUAGUUGUGUCUGAAAAUAAAAUACCCUGCCUUUUGCUCUGUUUCCGUUGUCUCUAAACUCCUACAAUGGCGUUUAAUCACAGGAAGAUGCUUGUUUCAUGUCUACGUAUUAAAGAUUUCAACUUUUGUUUACAUCAAUACCUUCCGCCGCCGCCACCACCACCUCCACCUCCACCGCCACAGAGGGAGCUCUCUCUUCUACUCCCCACCUCGAUCUGGGUUGCCGGCUCUAUCUUACUCUUCCUAUUUCUAGUCAUCUUCCUCUACCUAUACGUCACGCAACCACGGAGGACCUCAGCCGCCACAGUAACUCCCGGUAACACAAGCCGACGGGAAGACGAAGAAGAAACAGAGGAGAGAGAAUUAUCCGACUUCCACCACGUCUGGCGAAUCCCCACAGUCGGUCUCCGCCGUUCGGAGAUCAACUCGAUCACAGUCGUUGGAUUCAAAAAGGGAGAAGGUUUAAUCGACGACACAGAAUGCUCCGUGUGCUUAAACGAGUUCGAAGAAGACGAAUCGUUGAGAUUGUUACCAAAGUGUAGCCACGCGUUUCACAUCAAUUGCAUCGACACUUGGUUGCAAUCUCACAAGAACUGUCCUUUAUGCCGUGCCCCUGUUCUUCCUCUCACUAAACCUCCUCAUCCUCAUCAAGAAACAGAGACCAUUCAUCAUCAACCAGUUUCUGCUCAAUCGAACGAUAACCUCAGUGGACGACAAGAGAGUUCUAGAUCCAGAAACCUUCACAUUCUCACAAGAGCACAAAGCGAUUUGGCAAACCAUUGUGGCUGGGGAAGAGUAGAAAAUGUGAGACGAUCGUCUUCAAUCGGAGGAAGCUUGUCACUUUGCGAUGUUAACAAUAUUGCUAAUAGAAGCGGAAGACACUUCCACACAAGUUUGUGCUGCUAACUUGUUCUCAGCAUCAAGAAGAUCAAGAAAUCAAGAACCCGUUCUACCUUCAGUAUAACCAGUUAAACGGUGACUACAAUUAUAGCUAAUGUAAUGUGAUGAAACGUAGUGUGUUUAUUAUAAACAGUAUCUGAAAUAAAUGGAAACCUUCGAUGUUACAAGACU